UGUUAUUCGCCUUAGGACCGAGUGGCAUCGUAGAGGAUUACAAUGACAAACAAUUUGGGACCUAUCCAGGCUCCCGUUGUGAUACAAAGUAGACGAGACCCGUCGUGAUUGAAUCUUCAUUCAGUAAACAAAUAUUCAUGGACUGUUUAGAGUGAACAUGAUCGGGAGAAUAGCUUCUGCAUUAUAAGGCUCUAUGUGACUGAAUGUGUGGGAAUGAGGCGACUGGAUUCGGAUUCUAAUGGCCUCUUCUCAUCUAGAGAAAACUCAGACAAUGACUGUGAGGAUGUAAUGGGAGCAACUUGUGGAGAGGCCAGUGCAGUGUGUCUAUGCGAGAGGUUCUCUUGCACAACCUACUGUGAACAACAUCCUCAAGCAGAUGCACGCAAAUGUGAACAAUGUGGGAAAAAUCGUUUUAUGCUCACCAGAUACUCAGAGGGAUAUGGAACAGAGGAGGAGUGCGUCCAGUCAGAUCCUCAGGGAGAAAGCGAUGCUGACGCUGAUAUUGAGGACACAGAUAGCAGGCUGCAGGUGGCUGGAUCCUUGCAGCGCGUUAGCUCUCGCAAACGGAAGCGUCAGCGAAUCACCAGGCAGGACACGACGGAGAGCGAGGACGACGGAGGGCACACUCAGAGGACUCAUCGCUGGAACCUCCGACUGAGUCCCCACCGCACGCACAACAAGACCAUUCUAGAGGAGAGCGUCUCGCAGGUGCGGCCCCUUGUCCUCUGCCACUGCACCGCUGGCGAGGUCCAGCCCACGCAGGUGGAGGUGCCCACGGGCCCCAGGAAGUGGCUCCUGACCCAGUGGCCCUCGGCCUUCUCCAGCCCACUCCUCCUCUUCCUCCUCUUCCUCCCUCUCGCGCUGAGCUUCAUCAUCGUGAUCGUCUCCUUCCUGCUGCCUCUGACCAACACUUGACCAACAUGCUCCUCCUCUUGUGGUUUGUUUGCGUCAUGUUGUGUGGGGUCCAUGAAAGCCUUUGUGUUGUGUGUCGUGUAGAAAACUGGUAGUUGGGUUCCACAAGUGUGUGUCCCUUUAGCCAUAAUUAAAGUAAUAGUUGACCUUUCGACCUUUAAGAUAAAUGUUUAUAUUAUCUACUGUGCAGAACAUGCAUCUGUGCUUGUACUGUAAAUUAUGUCACUAUUUAGAUGGUUGCACUUAUUGCUUAAUUUAGUUGAAAUAUUUUGAAGAGUAUAAUACUUAUUUUAUGUACUUGGCUGAAACAUAGAGAUGUCUAUUUUUAUAGUGCCAGUUCCUGGUUGCAGUUAUAAUUUAUGGAUUUCAUGAAAAUCAGUGAACCCUUAAAAUGAUCAAAUAUGUAAGGGAUAAUGAAUAGUCAUUAUCUCACAUGUUGUAUGGUCACUUGCCAAAAAGAUAUUUCUGCAAAAUGUCACUUUAAAAUAAUUUUGUUUGCUGUUUUUUGGCUUCCACCGCGAGAACAAGAACAAACGUAUCAAAUCUUAACUUGCUUACUAUAGUUGCUAAAGUUACAACAAAUCAAAAGCACAAAACCCAUUGCCAAAUAUCAGUAUUGCCAUAAUCAACAAAAUAUUAGAUCUCCAGAUAUUUUAAGGGCACAUUCUUUUCAGUGGAAUGUUCUGCAGCAUUCUCUGAUGCUGUGUAAUAAAAGGGAUUAUGCCAGAGAGGCUUUAAUGAAUCCUUCUGUUGAUUUUAUCUAACGUGAGGGAUAUUGUCCAUGUGCACAAACUUAAAAGAUGUUAAACUACGAACUACCGUUAGCUAAAUCACUUAUCCCUCUCACAAUUCUUUAUUUUUUGACUCCCCUCCUCACUCCUAGUUCUUCUCUUCUUUCUUUCUUUCUUUCUUUCUUUCUUUAAUUUUUUCUUUCUUUCACUCUGAAUUAUUUCUCAGUUCUAAACCCUCAGUUGCUACACAAACCAGAAACAUUGUUAUUUCUUUCUAUAACUCGCUCUACCUCUCACUCUUCCUCUCUCUCUCUCUUUCUCUCUUUCUCUUUUGUGGCGAGUGGGAGAGUGAGGGUCAGUGAGAAGGUCGUUGGUGGGAGAAAAGAAAAGAGAGAAAAAAAAAACGUAUGUGACAUAACUAUGCAAUCUGCAGUCAAUCUGUGCGAGUCUCAGACUGAACUGAAAGACCCCUAGAGGAAGCUUAAGCACAAUCACAGAAUAGUGAACAUUUAAGUGAAAAUGUGUUUACAAAGCAAGCAAACUGGCAGACUCUUAGUAUCCUAGCCUAUGGUGAACAUAAAGGACUAACACUAACCAACCAAGCACAAGUGGUAUUGUCAGAGGGUGACAUACUCUGUGAUAAAGCACCCUUUUGUCUUGCCUCUAUAGCGAACUCCUUGGGAUUGUAUCUGUCCGAUCUUGUCGAUGCACUGUGUUUCAAAGAAGCCAAAAAAACAAAAAAAAAACAAAGCCAUGGUAUCUCCUCUUAGCACUAACCCAUUGAUAAUGUAUUUACUCCAGUAAUACAUUUAGAACCUGUCUUCCCUACCUCAGUAGAUAGGGACUGCCCACAGUCGAAGUGGCAGUCAUAAUGAAUAGCAUUUAUGUGUCUCUGAUGUGUGACUUCUCAUGUAGAGCGAGUCAUUCUGAUGUACUGUAUCUCUUCAGCCUCUGGUCCCUUGAUCUCUGGAUCCUGGUUGCCCUAUUUAAUGUCAGACAUGUAUUUAAUCAAGCUGUAGACAUUAGGUCCUUAGCAACCAAACACUUCUUGAACUUUUAAUUAGGUGGAAUUUGCUGUUUCAAUGCAUGGGUGAAGGAAACAGUAGGCUAACAGGCCUUUUCAUUUCAGACCUUUAGUUUUGGUCUUUAAAACUGUUCUGUGAGACAUGUUGCUGGUAAACCGUUGGCCUAGCGCAAAUACUUAUCUAUGUUAGAGACAAAAAAAAUGGAUUAAUCUGAAAUGUGAAAAGAAGUCUGUGUUGAUAAACCAAAGUUAUCCCCAGGAAUGUGUUUAAUGUUCUAUCUGUUCAACAAAGCUAUUUGACAACUCUCGCUACUUGUCUCCUUUUAAGGAUCGUUCCCUUGAAAAUAAUGAUGUCUCUUUGUGUGUUAUGUCUGUAGGGGUUGGAUAAGAGUGAGAAAGACUGAAAGGUUGAUGAUUGAAAGCUUAAUACCACAGCAUGAAUGCAGUACUUGAAUAUGUUCUUUGUACACCUAGUCUGAAUCCAGUGGCUCUCUCAGAGAUGUUGGCAUGGAAUGUUAAACAAAAAGACUAGAACUAAGCCUUUGUGAACCCUCACAAUAAUAUGCUAUAUAGCACAGUGAUGAUGCCAGUCCUCUUAAUGUCUAAAGUGAGAGGAAGACAAGACUUCUCAGUUUGACAUCUGUGCCAGAAAUAUGCUCAACGUUGCUUUGAUUUACUUAGUGGAGUUACUCGGUAUUCUAAUUUGGGAAUAACAGUUAUGAUAAGGAUUCUGCUAUGAAAGAUGUUGGUAGCUCUAAUAUUUGUUAUUACGUGAACUUGAGUAAAUUGCCAUAAAAUGUUUCACACAUAUUUGCAGAUGAGCAUGAUCAUGGAGCAUGAUCAAGGUCUUUUAUUAGAAUGACAGAAGAUGCAUAAGACUACAUGUUAAUGACUAACCUAGUCCCUUCAAGUAGAGAUAAUAAAAUAUGCUGGCCUUUGAAACAAGAUUUAGAUGAAACAUUUAAAAUAUAUAUAUAUAUAAAUAGAGAUUAAGAAGAGUAUAAACCACAAAUAACAGAGGUGGCGCCAUAGACUUACACUCUUGAGUGCUGUCAGCUUUGUGCAGGUCCAACCACCUGCUAUCCAGAGCCUCAUAGAGUGUAUGCAGUUGUGAUGCUCUUUGUACUAACGUGUAAAUGUCAGAUAAACAAGGUUUACCACCAACAAGAAAAAAAUGUAUGUUCCUUCUUUUCUGAAAGUGUGGCAAUGUACGUGUCUUGAAAAUAAAACCAGCAGAAAUGAAAGAAAGAUUUCAAUUUUAUUAUGACACUUAAUUGGACAGUUAUCAGGCUUAACCCUUUUCUUGAUUUGAAUAGUCUGUGUGUAUGUACUGUAUGUGUAAGAGAUUAGUACUGUAUGUGUAAGAGAUUAUGUAUGUGUAUGUUUGUGGGUGUGUGCAAAUAUGCACAUAUUUAUGUAUUUAUUUGUUCAUUUAUUGCUUCUGUUUACUGUAUAUUGUUGUGUUGUUGAUUGAUUUUCUUGGUCCAAGUUGGAAUAAAACCAAAAGUACACCCAUCUAGUCUAGUUUGCUCUC
This is a messenger RNA of Sardina pilchardus (European sardine), 4201 nucleotides long. RefSeq lists its product as uncharacterized. Bases 214 to 915 code for a protein of 233 amino acids. Lineage: Eukaryota; Metazoa; Chordata; Actinopteri; Clupeiformes; Clupeidae. The record is from RefSeq and is a predicted model, not a curated record. The transcript is spliced from 7 exons.